This is a messenger RNA of Carassius auratus (goldfish), 1193 nucleotides long. RefSeq names its product F-box only protein 44-like. Lineage: Eukaryota; Metazoa; Chordata; Actinopteri; Cypriniformes; Cyprinidae. The transcript is spliced from 6 exons. Gene Ontology annotation, biological process: ERAD pathway; SCF-dependent proteasomal ubiquitin-dependent protein catabolic process; glycoprotein catabolic process. Gene Ontology annotation, cellular component: SCF ubiquitin ligase complex; cytoplasm. The record is from RefSeq and is a predicted model, not a curated record. Gene Ontology annotation, molecular function: protein binding; ubiquitin protein ligase activity. The coding region runs from base 161 to 985 and encodes 274 amino acids.
UGCAUGUGACUAAAAGGGGAUUUACAGAAAGGGUCUGCUGUCCACGUCCUCCGCGCAUGUUCCACUUUUCCAGAAGAGAUUGCUGCCACAUAAAAAGUCAGAGUCAGUGUUUGUACUGUUAGAAGAAGGGUAACUUCUGUGGAUCCACGUAUCCCUCCGAAUGCAUAAAAGAGUAGAGUUGGCUAAACGUCAAAAGAAAAUGUAUCAGAAAACAAGAAUGUCGACAGACUCUGAAACCAGAUCAGACGCAUGUUCAGGUCAGCAGUCAGCUGUUCCUCUGGCUGUGGUUGAGGAGGUCUUACUGAACCUGCCAGCACAUCAGGUGGUCCAAGUCUGUCGGUUGGUGUGUCAUGAGUGGAAGGAGCUGGUGGACAGUGCUGCACACUGGAGAGUGCGCUGUCGGAGAGAGGGGCUCCAGCCGAAUGAUGCUUCCAGAUCCCCAGAGGACUGGUGCCAGUUUUACUUUCUAUCUAAGUUCAGACGUAACCUGCUCAAGAAUCCCAGAGCUGAUGAUGGACUUCAAGGAUGGGAGAUUGUACAGAAUCGAGCUGACAACUGGGCAACCGAGUUGAACAGAAUACCGUUUCCAGACAACACCGUCACCAAAUGUUUUGUAACAUCUGAUAGUCUGUGUUUGAAGGAGCAGCUGAUUGAUCUGAAGGAAGAAGGCUACAGUGAGGCUUUCAUGGAUCAACUGCGACCUCAUAUCAAAAUAUCAGACUGGUAUACCCCACCCUCUGGUUAUAGAAGUCAUUAUUGCUUGUCUGUACAGUUCCUUGAUCAGGAGAGGAAUCCCAUCAUUAGCUGCCAUCCUGAUGUUUUCCGUCAACAGGGGAACGAUUAUCCAUGGUGUCAAAUUACCUACAUCUUUAGGAAUUAUGGUUCUGGGAUUAGAUUUAUCCGUUUCACUCAUGGAGGAAUGGAAUGGUCUGGAAUACGGGUUACUAACAGUAGUGUGGAAAUCUGUCCAGCUACAGUUUUCUAGAGUGAUUUUUUUUUUUACUUUCCUAAAUGUAAACGGCACAAAAGUGACCUACAGGUAAAGAAUUCUAAUGAAUUCUAAUAUGUCUUUAGGAGAUCACGUAUUUAUUAUAAUGUAAAUCAGUGGUUCCCAACCUUUUUCAAUUCGUGGCCAACACAACCAAACACAUAUGUUUCCGUGGCCCACUGCAAAAAAUGAACCGACCCCGCUA